CUUGUUCUAGGGUAACUUCUUCACAUGUGUCGAUACGAACUUCUUGGAUGUGGACUUCUAUACUGGCAGCGUCAUAAAUCCAGAAAAAAUAAGGAUCAUUCCUUAAGAGAGAUCCGCGCACAAUGCUCCACGAGAUCCUCCUCUCCCUCUCGGGUCAACCAUCACCUCUUUUCAAUCCGGAGACUGAAGGAAGUGCUAUCUCUGAAGAUGCCUUUCCCUUGGUUUCCCCUCCGGAGAAAGCCCUCCUCGCCUCUCUUGCCCGUCUGAGCCGUCUCCAUACCGAACUACGAACACAUACCGCCUCAAUCUCCUCCUCCCACCCUUCUGUUAUUUGUCGCGCAGUCUCGACGGCCAUAAGUUCACGUCAUCUGGGCGAAUUCCAAAGGAAAAUCUUAGAAGUGGAGAAAUCGAUUCUGGUAGAGGAUAGUGGUUAUGUGGGCGGUUACGGAAUCGUGCCAUUGUCGACGAUUGUUGGCGAAUUUUCUCCAUGGACGCGACGAUUGGAAUGGCUGUGGGAGACGGUUAGGUUGAUAUGGCCCGUAGACUCCCGGAAUAUAGACCAGCUUUGCACUGGCGUGGCUCUGAUCGACCACCUUCGGGCGGAAACGCGAACAGGAUACGUUGACCUGAAAGACAUGGCCUUGCAUUUGGUUGGUGUCGCAGAGACUGCUUGGAUGAGGCAGUUGUCCCCCUGGUUGCUGUACGGAAAUCUCCCCAUCCUCGGUGGAUCCGACUUCUUCAUACAACGCGAUAAUGCAAGCCAUGAUCAACCGCCCGCUGCCACGCAAUUCGUCAUGCAUCCAGAGCUCCUGCCCCAGUUUGUAACAGCUCAUACAGCCUCAUCCAUCUUGUUCAUCGGCAAAACGUUGAAUCUCAUUAGAGCAAAGCGCAAUGCACCUGCUGCGAACCCCUCUGCGGGCUUAUCGACUACUUCCGUCACACUACACACGGAACAUAUAGAACAGCUUGCUGCAUUGAAAUCACCUAUAUCAGCGUCGAGACUGUCGAGUGCCGUGAAUGCCAUCCGGUUCUCUCUGUCCCAAAGCACGCUCUCCAAGAUUUUCCCACUACCCAAGAUUCUCGAAGUCCUCUCAGUUCUCCACGAUUUUCUAUUACUCCGACGGGGCGAAUUUGCAACGGCUUUGGUAUCUCAUGCCGAUACACGUAUUCAAGAGAGGUAUCGAAAACACGGGCAUUCAGCCUCCAGACAUAACCCAUCAGAAGAUCUUAAGGGGCUUUCUAUUAAGGAAGGAGAUGUAGUGACUGCUCUGUCACAGACGCUCUCAGAGCUUUACUCGCUGCAAACCGAAGAAGAUCCUGCAGACGAUGAGCUUGACCUUGCAAAAGAGCUGCUUCGGCUGUCGAUCAAGCAGGAUAUUGACAAUAGCCCAGCGCUGUCUCCCGAUCUUGCUGGAUCUGAGAUGAAUGCUAGAAUCUCGGACGUCGCCUUUGACGAUCUUCUUUUCCCCACUCCAACAUGUCUCUCGGUCCACGUCCGCUCGCCUCUCGAUUUGUUUCUGUCCGCCUCUGAUAUAUCAGUCUACUCGAAGAUUCACUCUUACAUUCUUGGUAUCCGACGCGCCCAGAUGCAUUUAGGCGACUUGUGGAAGCAUACCUUCCUUCGAAAGAUCCAUCCAUCCCCGUGGGGUCCACCUCGCAGCAGUACUCCUUACGGCCAGAGUAGACUAAAGCUCGGCAGACAAAGAGACAACAUCAGGACUCGGCAGAUGAGGCCAGUCUGGGCAACGAGCAGUGCCUCCCUCUUUGUUCUAUCAGAAUUAGGGAGCUACUUCCAGGGAGAAGUUCUCAAUGGCAACUGGCAACACUUUCGAGAAUGGAUCGAAGGUGGAUCCCCAACAACGGGCUCACGACCUGGAACCGCGUCCUCCGCUAAUAGUAAGCGCACCGACCAUUUUCAGGCCAUGAACGGCCCGGCCGAAUCUGGUUCCGGAGGUGAUAGUCAGAUGGUCCAACGGCAUGACCCUGAAACAUUGACCGCGGCGCAUCGUCGUUAUCUCUUUUCUCUCGUUGAAUCUCUUUUCCUCACGGACAUACCCUUUACUAAAGCCCUUCGAUCAUUACUGACGAGCGUGGAACACUUUAUUGCACUAGUAGUUCGACUGGAAAGCAUCCAGCGCAACAUGGACCUCGAGACCGAUGAGGGCGUUGUUGAUGCUUUAGUAGACUAUGCAGGGGAAGAGAAGGAGAUAUGGCAAUCACUCAGUGUUGCGCGGGCUAGUGUCGAAGCUGGAAUUAAGGACGCUGUGGCACGACUGCGAGACAUUGAUGACAGCCGAUCUGGAGAAGGGCGGCAGAUGCUAGAAUUUGUGAAGGACUCACGCGAACAUGGGUCGCUCCAAGCUAAUGGCUCAGCGACCGAGUCUGCUUCCAUCCACUACGUGCCUCGGAAAGCGACUGGUGUUGACCGUCUGCUCAUGAAGCUGGACUUUGGCAAUGCUAAUGGAGGCAUGGGACUUGGAGUCACUGCUGCAGGUACUUUCGGUGAAAUGGCAUAAUUAGCAGGCUGCUCAUUGCUGGCACAUUGCAUUGAAUCGGUCGAGCCGUGGCUGGCUAUUGAGCAGCGAAGACAGAUAUGACUGUCAUGUCACGUUAUGAUUUAUGAAUAGCAUGACUUUACGGUG
Molecule: messenger RNA, 2642 nt
Organism: Aspergillus costaricaensis CBS 115574
Lineage: Eukaryota; Fungi; Ascomycota; Eurotiomycetes; Eurotiales; Aspergillaceae
Product: putative gamma-tubulin complex component GCP4
Exons: 2
Coding region: 123-2516 (797 amino acids)
Biological process (GO): meiotic cell cycle; spindle assembly; microtubule nucleation
Cellular component (GO): spindle pole; centrosome; equatorial microtubule organizing center
Molecular function (GO): microtubule minus-end binding; gamma-tubulin binding
Source: RefSeq, a predicted model, not a curated record